Messenger RNA from Jaculus jaculus (lesser Egyptian jerboa), 1645 nucleotides. It is a transcript of the gene Rgs20, whose product is annotated as regulator of G protein signaling 20. The transcript has 5 exons. The coding region runs from base 168 to 893 and encodes 241 amino acids. Lineage: Eukaryota; Metazoa; Chordata; Mammalia; Rodentia; Dipodidae. The record is from RefSeq and is a predicted model, not a curated record.
GGGAGCGAGGGGGCGGAGAGGAGGCCGAGCUGGGGAAGGAAGAGGAAGGGAGCCGUGAGCCGGAGCGCAGAGCCCGAGCGGCGGGAAGCGGGAAGCCGAAGGGAGCGCUCCGGGGCACCGGGAGAAACGCACUUGGCAUUGUAAUAAACUAGACAGACGCUGGACGCAUGCGCACGGCCAACGGAGGCCAGCCGGACGGAGCUUCCCCUCCAGCUAGUCCGGUGGACUGUACGAGCUCUAUGGGAUCUGAGCGGCCUGAGAUGCGCAAGAGGCAGGCCUGCACUGGGAAGGAGGCACCAGACUCCAUUCCAAACCAGCAGGGAGUGGAGAGCCGGGGCUCCAAUGCAUGCUGCUUCUGCUGGUGUUGCUGUUGUAGCUGCUCCUGCCUCACUGUUAGAAACCAGGAAGAUCAGAGACCCGUGAGAGCAUCCCAGGAACUCAGAACAGAUGUUCCACCCUGUGAAGAAAGCCCGACUCCCACUCUGGAAGAAGUCAGCGCAUGGGCCCGGUCAUUUGACAAUCUAAUGAUCACACCAGCAGGAAGAAACGCUUUUAGGGAAUUCCUGCGAACAGAAUUCAGUGAAGAAAACAUGCUUUUCUGGAUGGCCUGUGAAGAACUGAAAAAGGAAACAAAUAAAAGCAUUAUAGAAGAGAAAGCAAGAAUAAUAUAUGAAGACUACAUUUCUAUCCUUUCUCCUAAAGAGGUCAGCCUGGACUCCCGAGUAAGAGAAGUUAUCAACAGGAACAUGGCCGAUCCAUCCCAACACAUAUUUGAUGAUGCACAACUGCAGAUCUACACCUUAAUGCACAGAGACUCUUACCCUCGAUUCAUGAACUCUGCUGUCUAUAAGGAUUUGCUUCAGUCCUUAUCUGAGAAAUCAGCUGAAGUAUAGGAGGGUUCAAAUUAUUUAUUAUAAAUAAAAGAACUCAUGGAUUUCGUCUAGCACAGGGAAUUUAGAGGUAGUAAUGUCUUCUGCUGGAGUAAUACUUGACUGUUUAAUAACAGAUUCUUCCUUCCACAGACAGCUAUAUAUAUUCCGUGUGAACUGCAGCCACCUUUAGUGAAACUACUGAGAAUGUGAUGACUGUUUUUAUAAAGAUAGUUCACUUACACUUUCAGGAACCAUAGCAUGUUCCCAGUGACAAAGGCUACACUGGAGGACACCCUGCCCAGAGCAUGAACAUGCACACAGUAUACAUGAUCACUUUUGUUUUGCAUGAGUUCAGUAACAGCUUACCCUCUAAACAAGAGAUUCAAGUGCUUUUCAACUAUCCCUUCCAUCUAAAUAUCCCACUUAGUGCUGUGACAGGACCCAAAUUCACAUGUGACCAUUCCUUGUAAAAAAGCAGUAAUCUACUUUCAAUCUUGAGUAUUAUGAGCAUAGACCGGGGGGGGGGGGGGGGAUUGCGUGCGUGCCUGCACAUGGUUAAAGCAAAGCACUGUGCUCCUAGCGGAUCUGAAGCUUGGUGAGAAGUACGUAUGUAAUUCUUUGGUUGGAAAGAGCUACCACUAUUACUGGAAUCUACCAACUGAAGAAUACAUUUUUGACAUUCACAGUUUGAUCAUGUUCACAAAACCUUCAAAUAAGCAUAUUUUCUUUUUUAUUAUUGAAAUAUGGGUAUUUUCAAUAUAAAAAAUAAAGCA